This is a messenger RNA of Trichomonas vaginalis G3, 1086 nucleotides long. RefSeq names its product BRCT domain family. The coding region runs from base 1 to 1086 and encodes 361 amino acids. The transcript has a single exon. NCBI's taxonomy places the organism in Eukaryota, Parabasalia, Trichomonadida, Trichomonadidae. The record is from RefSeq and is a predicted model, not a curated record.
AUGCGCUUCAUCUGGUUUUCUCCUUUGCUAAAAGAGAACGAAACCAGAGAAUUACAAGAGGUCAUUUCUCAAUUCUUUCCUGGCGCUAAAGUAACUACUGAUAAAAGCAUAUCUCAAGUUCUGAUCGUUAAACCAAAUGAAGUAUCGUUAAUUUAUCGAACUACUAGCAUAAUUCUUUCUCCUCUUGCAUUUAAACAAUGCACUACAUUUGGCAUUGAUCCUUUUGAAUGGCCAUUCAAUACUAAAACUCGAAUGAAUUUAUUUUUACGAAAUAAAACUAUUAAGUUUGUUGGAUUUGAUGACCAUACAACAAGAUCAUUAACUCACAUGAUUCACCAAAUGCAUGGAUCAGUCGGUGAUUUAGCCGACUUUGUAAUUUCUCCAAAAGCAAUUAAAUCUAAGGACAAACCAGAUUGUCCUGUUGUAUCGCCAAAUUGGAUAGAAGCUCUUUAUAUUUCGCAAUUUUACGUUGAUUAUUCUCAAUUUACGUUUGGACGUAACAAACCAAAAGCAAAAGUUGCUCCAAAACCAAAGAAAUUAACAGCUACAAAAUCUCCAAGGGAAAUUGCAAAAGAUUUCGAUAAUAAAUCAAAAGAUACAACAAUACUUAGGCUACAAAUAAAAGAAAAAACGCCAGAUAUCAUGAAAUUUUUUGUUCAAAAGAGCGAUAAUGUUACGAAAAAUAUAAUUACCCCUAAAAUUCCAAAAUCUCCACAUAAAAAUACAAAAAUCCCGAUGCCAGACAAUCCAUUUCAACAGCCUAAUACAGAUACAAUGAUUAUUGAUUCAUUUUUGAAGAAAUCUGAAGAAGAAAAAAAUUCUUCAUCUCCUACCUUUUCGCCUCGUACAAAAUUACAUUCCGUAUGUAACACAAUAAUAAAUACAAAAUCCGAUUCAAAGAAUCAAAGUAAAUGCAAAUUAAAUUCAAUUUUUGAAAAUUGUAUACAGUUUACUCAAAAGAACGAAGAUACAGAUUUUUGUUUAUCAGAUGAUGACGUUGUUUAUGAUCAAAAAGAUAAUUCAUCAGAAAUAUCUUGUGAAGCAUCCGUUAACGAAGAUCCGUUAAUGAUGGCUUUAGUUAAUUAG